Aedes aegypti (yellow fever mosquito) is the source of this 1632-nucleotide messenger RNA. RefSeq names its product plant intracellular Ras-group-related LRR protein 7. The transcript has 3 exons. Gene Ontology annotation, molecular function: protein binding. The record is from RefSeq and is a predicted model, not a curated record. The coding region runs from base 619 to 1596 and encodes 325 amino acids. Lineage: Eukaryota; Metazoa; Arthropoda; Insecta; Diptera; Culicidae.
ACAGUACAGGCAUUAUAAAAAAAAUCUCACUUGUUCUACACAGCUCGAGCGUGGUGGUCCCGGCAAUGACCGAGGACGCGACCGCUCUUGAGUUGAAAUUAAUUUUACAAAUGACCUUGAAUGUUGCGCGUUCAAUGGCGCCACAUGUACGACAGAAAUUUGCUCGACACUCACGUGAAUUCAUCCUCCCCGCAAACACCCCCCACAUGAAGGGAUCUGACUACAACUCCCGCCAAAAUUUGGUCCCGAAAUAUAUUCGUUCAUCUGAUCGAACGUCUUCAACGUGAUGCCGUAGGGGGUUAAUUUUUCUAAAAAUAUGAAUAAACUGACCGACAACAAGGAUCAGCUGUACGACGCUAAACAACCACGAGCUCGUAACUUACCUUUCCCUCUUACACUGGCUACUGUGGUUGGUUUAGGUUGCUUUGUUCUUGAACUAGAUCGAAAGCGCCAAUGAUGACUAGAUGAACGCGCGCGCGCAUCUUACGAACACAAGUGGGAGAACCACCACGAAGAUCGUGUGCCAAAUUCAAACGGCGAUCUUCGCAGAUUUGUUGAACUAAGUAAGCAGUUUUCGUCGCCGAAUGUUGACUGGGCUGGAGGCAAACUGUUCAAGCCAUGAAUCGAAAAGUGCUGCACUGGAGUUAUCGCGACUUCAGGCAGAUGCCGGAAGAACUACGCGCAUGCUGCGAUCAGGUCGAAGAGGUGUACCUGAAGGAAAACUUCAUUCCAUCCAUUCCUGUGUGGUUCUGCGAGGAAAUGAAUGGUUUGAAAUUUGUUUGCCUGGCGGGUAACAUGAUAGUGAAUGUGCCGGAGCAGAUAUCGCUGUUGAAGCAUUUGGAAUCCCUGAAUUUGUCGCAGAAUUUGAUUGAAGUUCUACCGAAGAGUAUUGGGAAGUUACGUAAUAUGCUAAGCUUGAAAUUGAGUGAAAACAAACUCACUCGAUUGCCUAAAGAGAUUGGCGCUUUGGAAAAAUUAGAGAUCCUAGAAUUGUCCAAAAACAGGUUCAGUGAGCUUCCUGUUGAGUUGGUCAAUUGCCGUAAUCUGAAAGAAUUGAUCAUGGAUGACAACUAUUUGCUGUGUCGUAUUCCAACAAAGUUAUUCCUUAUGCCUCAGAUGACAUUUAUUUCUGCAGAGAGAUGUAAUCUAGUGUUACUGCCCUUCGUUGUGAACACGAGUACCCUGGAGCAUGUGCGAGUGUUCAACAACUAUACUCUCACGCAUUAUCCAAUAGCGCUUGAGAGGUUCAUGCAACCAAGCUAUGAAUCUUUUACUGCUGUUGAACCGAAAAGGAUUCCAAAAAGCUGCUACUACCAACGGAUAAGCUGUGAUGCGAUAGCUCAUAAUCUAAUCUUUCCCAUCGAGUUGACAACGAUUCUUGAUCGCCGAAAAUAUACGCAUGGGCCGAGUUCUCUGGUCGAACUAUGCAUGCGAAGGUUCAACGGCACUGCAAUUGUUCGUGCAGCUUGGCUGGAUAGCUGGCUACCAGAUGGACUGAGUAGAAGACUUCACAACGGUCCGGUAGGGAUUUGCGGAAGUGUGCCUUGUUCCAAAGAAAUAUUCGGUGAAUGUUUUCUGGGAUUGGUUAGAAGGUGAUGAUCACUUGUACUUUUGUAAUUUAUCGAUCAAGCU